CCUGCAGAACUGUAGGUUUUUGUAGUCUGUGACUGUCUGAUUUUUAGCUUGAUACACAGCAACUAAAGAAGUGACUUUGUUUACGCAGGAUACAGAGUAUGUAUUUUAAAAGAGUUAUUUCCUCCUAACAGUAAUUAUAUUUCAUCUCACUAUUCACUGCAAAAGCCUCAGCCAGUUGCAUCUGUGGAACAUUUCUUUGCAGGGGUUGCGAUUUCAAUCUUCAUAAAAGAGGAAAUAGCUUUAAACAGAAGGAUGAUUUCUCACAACAUGACAUGGAUAAGAUAUCCAAGCCAUAGCUACGACCCAUCUAUUGGAAUAGAAGACCUCAUAGUUUCUCAAAAUGUCAUAUCAAGAUUUAUGCACUGCUACAUUGCCUUCUUUGUACCAACAGGUUUAAUAGCCGGGACAUUGAUCCUGACCAUCUUCAUUAAGAACUAUUUGCAGCAUAGAGAAUUGGAAAAAUUAGACAUAUUUCUUUUUGAUUUCACCAUCAGCAAUAUUGUAAUGAUAUUUUUUUCAUUCACUGUCAUAACUAGACCUGACUAUUUAAUGGCAACCCAGUUAGGCUGUGGUGCUAUGUCGUUUUUUUUCAAUGUGAGUUAUUUCAAUUCUCAGUAUCUUCUGAUUUUGAUGCUUCUUGCUUUUUUACUCAACAGAUUUCCAUCAAGGACUGUUUUGAUGACCAAAGCAACUCAAAGUCCAAUGUUAUGUGUUGGAUUUGUUCUAAUAUGUGCCUUCUGCAUAUCACUGGUAGUGGUGGCAUUGCUAGGCACAGAUAACUACCACAAAGAAACAGACUGCCAGUUAGACCCAUUAUUCGCAUGGCCUGAAUACGAGAUUGUUAAAUUCAGCUUUGGGUUUGGAAUUCCAUUGUUUUUCCAGAUACUCUGUUUUAUUCUAUUUUUUCUUAAAAAAGCACAACCAGGAGCUCCAACCCUGACAGAGUAUCUGGCUGUGCUGACUAUAACCAUAACAAUGUUUGUAUGCCGUCUGUUUUACAACAUUAUGAUUCUCUCCAGGACCACAUUAAAGAUACACAAAAGUAUAGGAACUCCCAAGAAUGAGCUAAUGAUGAAUAUUGCAGAGAUAGUGUUGUUUAGUGAGAACUGCAUUAGUUUGAUAUUCAUACUUUGUCUUCAUAAACCAUGCCGGGAUGGAAUACUGGAAAUCCUAAUGAAUCUCACAAAAGUUUGCAGAAAAGAUACUACCAACAAUCAUCAUGAAAUACCAGUAACAGAUAUACAUGGUGAAAAUGGGUCUCACUGACUUCCCUCCCCACGCAAAGUAUUUAAACAUUUUCACUUGUUUUAUCAAGAAUUGUCCAUUGGUUUUGGCCCAAGACUAGACCUGCCUUACAAAUAUCUGAAGAAAAAUGUUGUUUGGGACCUACUGUCAAGGUUUUUAAAAUGAAAGGAACUGGUUUAUGUUGGAAUUUCUCUAAACCAAAACAAAAAGUCUAACACAUACUGAUGCCAGAACAGCAUGCUUUCUUGAUGACUUUGAUGCACAAGCACGGAAAUAAACAAAAGCACAGCAAAAGCUUCUUUACCAAAGACAAAAUCAGGAGGGAAAGACAUUCUGUUUUCAUAACUGUAUUUCCAUGCAACUGGAAUUUAGUGUACUCGAGAUGGACAAUAUUUCUGUAUUAUACAAAUAAUGGCUAAUUCGAAGGGCCAUAGCAGUAAAAUAUGGCCCAAGAGUGAAAAAAGUCUUGAAAUUGUGAUAUUGGCAGAACUGGGAUAUAUUGUACAGUAUUCCAUAAUUUAAAAAAAAUAGAGUGUUAACCUGAGAACAUUCUCUCCCCUCCAUCCACCCUCCCUCUUGAAGCUCAUCAGGGGAUUUUUUGCCUUCAUUCCUCUUGUGGACAUAGCAGUCUUUUGAGAGAAAGGAGGAGAGAUCCAAGAUUGUUUACCUAUCCACGAUAGCCUUUGGAAAAGUGGACAAGUUAGUGUCUCAAAUACAAGGCAACUCUGGACCGAAAGGAAGACUUCAGGACCCUCAAGAGUCACAGAAUUAGGACAGAGAAACAGGAUGGCAAAUUAAGCCCAUGUAUAGGAAUGCAGGAUUUUUUGUUGAUGACUUCAGUGAACAAGCACAGAAAUGCUCAGGUGCUAUAACUCAGCAUUAAGACUGAGGAUAAUUAGUGAUGAGUCUUGUGGGAAGAUGGAUCCACUUAGCUCCAUCCAGAUGAUAAAGGAGGUGAGAGGGUCUCUUUGAGCAAGAGGGAAAUAAAAACCUAGGGUAGUGAAGGCCCUGGAGGUGAAGCCUCUAGGAAGAGGGAAUCUUAGGAUGAGGUUUAAAAAAAUUAUAAAUAAAGGUAGACCCCCAAGAAAGGGAGAGUUUGGACUCUAAUGCGGGUUCUGUGUACUCUGCUGAGGACAGGGUAGGGACUAACAUUUGGUACAAGAGGUGGGAUUCCCUAAGACUCACUGCACAAAGAGGGAAAAUAGAAGAAAUUCUAUAUGGAUGGUAGAACAGCAACUACACCAUCAGCCAGUUCACAAAGUCCCCUUGCAGCACCAGCACAGGCUGAAGUCCAAUAACUACCAGUUUCAGAGGCAAAUGAGGCUUACCUGACUGGCCAAUGAUGGGGCCAAUUAAUGCCAAUGGUGUUGGUGGGUUUUAUGUGGACACAUGUCCACAUACCUAGGACAUGCCUGAGAAAUGAGACUGAUGUAUCCAGCAAAGGCUGCCAGGCUCAAUUGGGAUUUACAGAAAGCACUACUGUUUCUUUGGACAGUGGAUUGGUUUAGUUUUUUGAUUUCUUAUUCUAUUUUUAUACUGAUUGCAAUAUGAAAGAUGGAUGAUUAGUUAGAGUUUUAAUGUUUUGUGCCUUUUUUCUUGAAGUUUUAAAAUCUGAGAUACUAAGCCCAGUUUUUUGUAACACAAUUGAA
Messenger RNA from Mauremys mutica (yellowpond turtle), 2894 nucleotides. RefSeq lists its product as uncharacterized. The transcript has 2 exons. Bases 253 to 1266 code for a protein of 337 amino acids. The record is from RefSeq and is a predicted model, not a curated record. Lineage: Eukaryota; Metazoa; Chordata; Testudines; Geoemydidae.